Molecule: messenger RNA, 1554 nt
Organism: Aspergillus steynii IBT 23096
Lineage: Eukaryota; Fungi; Ascomycota; Eurotiomycetes; Eurotiales; Aspergillaceae
Product: protein-arginine deiminase domain-containing protein
Exons: 4
Coding region: 1-1554 (517 amino acids)
Cellular component (GO): cytoplasm
Molecular function (GO): protein-arginine deiminase activity; calcium ion binding
Source: RefSeq, a predicted model, not a curated record
AUGAUCAAAAUUGACCUUAUAAAAAAUGAAGGCUUUCUGCUCUUUCGUGCUGCGUUUGCCGGACAGAGCAGUCUACGCGCCGACAUACGGGCAGACACAAACCGAGAUGGCACCGUGGAUUUGACCGGUCACUCGGAUGUUAUUGGGAAGCAGAAAUGGACUGAGUCACACGGUGCUCUCUUCCUGCCCAACAUCGGGGACACCGACAGGCGAUGCUCCAAGAAAGCACUCACCCCGUACCUCAUGGCCCCUGUCCGGACAGUCCCAAUUCCGGGCCUCCCUAGCGACGCCAAAGGAUUCGUCUCUGUUGUUGAAAAGACAGCACAAGGCAAGAAAGAGCUGGAGAAAGGAUUGAAGCUAGGUGUCGAUGGGCGUGAUACGCGCCGUCCCAACGGCUGGGACGGCCACGCCACCCUUCGCUUUUCGAUCCUAGGCAAGAAUCUGAACUCGACGGAUGAAGUGCAUAUGAGAGUCGCUCCGGUACUCACUCAUCAUCACCUGCAAUCCGUCCAGCAGGUAAUUGCCGUUGAGGGAAACACAACCGAAACACCGUGGCAAAAGAAAUAUACCGAAGACCUCUCAAACGCCGUUCAUUCCGCUGGUCUCAAUACCGACGUCUAUCUCUUUAACCGCAGCGACGAUAUCUGGGCCCAGGAUUGGAUGGAACCCGGGUAUGCCAGCAUGCCUGGACCAAACGGCACCAUCUCCAUCCGGAUCAUGAUCCGCACGCCUCAAGACGAGCGUGUUGCUGGUCGCCAGCUGUUCGAGUACUACCGUAAAGCUGGAGUAGGAGCAGUUCAGCAUCUAGGCGGCGCACGCGACGAGAUCAACUCGGGAGGUAAUAUCGAAGCCGUACCUCCACACACCAACGGAAGGUCAUGGCCAGCUGGACGCAUUAUUCUCGGCAAUCACGGUAAACAGAAGCAUCAUCUUCUUCCGUACUUCCAGGCACAGGAGACGCAGGACCCUAUUCUUCUUGAUACCGACUGGCUUGUUAUUGGCCAUGUGGACGAAUUUCUUCAAUUCCUGCCGGCUGACAAUGAGCGCGGCUGGGUCGUAGUCGUCGACGACCCUCGGGCAGGAAUUGAGUUCCUUAAGAUUACACCCAUGACUAUCGCACAGGCCCUGAACGACAAGGAGCUCCUGCAAAUCAAUCACCAGUGCGCCGAGCGCAUUGACGCCAACAUCGAGAUCCUCAAGAAAGAGGUCGGUCUGACCGAUAAAGAUUUCAUCCACAUCCCUUCGCUGUUCAAGCAAAGCGAGUGGGGUGCUAGUGACGAAGAUUCUCAAUCUCUCAAAGUCGCUUCCUUCUUCCCAGGGGUUAUCAACAACCUCGUUCUCAGCGGAUUCAACACCUGCAUUGCGCCCAACCCGUGGGGUCCGUCUCCCAAUGGCACCGAUGUGCUUGCAGCAGCUAUCCGCAAGAAGUACGCUGAGAUAGGAAUCAGCCUUGUCUUUGUUGACGACUGGAACACCCAUCAUAACUAUGGCGGGGAGGUACAUUGUGGCAGCAAUACGGUCCGUGAUAUGUCACAGGCCUGGUGGCGCGACUGA